Molecule: messenger RNA, 5434 nt
Organism: Condylura cristata (star-nosed mole)
Lineage: Eukaryota; Metazoa; Chordata; Mammalia; Eulipotyphla; Talpidae
Gene: MTCL2
Product: suppressor of glucose, autophagy associated 1
Exons: 15
Coding region: 49-4398 (1449 amino acids)
Biological process (GO): regulation of autophagy; insulin receptor signaling pathway
Source: RefSeq, a predicted model, not a curated record
CGCCUGCCACUGAGUGCCUCGCUCGCUUUCUCCGACCUCACCGAGGAGAUGCUGGACUGCGGCCCUGGUGGCUUCGUGCGAGAGCUGGAGGAGCUGCGCUCUGAAAACGACUAUCUCAAGGAUGAGAUCGAGGAGCUGCGGGCAGAGAUGCUGGAGAUGCGGGACGUCUACAUGGAGGAGGACGUGUAUCAGCUGCAGGAGCUGCGGCAGCAGCUGGACCAGGCCAGCAAGACCUGUCGCAUCCUGCAGUACCGGCUACGCAAGGCCGAGCGCCGCAGCCUCCGUGCCGCCCAGACCGGCCAGGUGGACGGCGAGCUGAUCCGGGGCCUGGAGCAGGAUGUCAAGGUCUCUAAGGACAUCUCUGUGCGGCUGCAUAAGGAGCUUGAGGCGGUGGAGAAGAAGCGGGCACGGCUGGAAGAAGAGAACGAGGAACUUCGGCAGCGCCUCAUUGAGACCGAGCUGGCCAAGCAGGUGCUGCAGACAGAGCUGGAGCGGCCAAGAGAGCAUUCCUUGAAGAAAAGAGGAACCCGAUCUCUGGGGAAGACAGACAAGAAGCCUUCCAUGCAGGAGGACAAUGCAGACUUGAAGUGCCAGUUGCACUUUGCAAAGGAGGAAUCAGCCCUUAUGUGCAAGAAGCUCACCAAGCUGGCCAAGGAGAACGACAGCAUGAAGGAAGAGCUGAUCAAGUACCGCUCGCUCUAUGGCGAUCUGGACAGCGCCCUGUCCGCUGAGGAGUUGGCGGACGCACCCCACUCGCGUGAGACAGAACUGAAGGUGCAUCUGAAGCUGGUGGAGGAGGAAGCCAACCUGCUGAGCCGCCGCAUCGUGGAGAUGGAGGUGGAGAACCGAGGCCUGAGGGCCGAGAUGGACGACAUGAAAGAUCACGGCGGGGGCUGUGGGGGCCCAGAGGCGCGACUGGCCUUCUCUGCGCUGGGUGGCAGCGAGUGCGGGGAGAGCCUGGCAGAGCUGAGGCGACACCUGCAGUUCGUGGAGGAAGAGGCGGAGCUACUCCGACGCUCCUCCGCGGAACUCGAGGAUCAGAACAAGCUGCUGCUGACCGAGCUGGCCAAAUACCGCUCGGAGCACGAACUGGACGUGACACUGUCAGAGGACAGCUGCUCGGUGCUCAGCGAGCCCUCGCAGGAGGAGCUGGCCGCUGCCAAACUGCAGAUCGGUGAGCUCAGCGGCAAGGUCAAGAAGCUGCAGUAUGAGAACCGCGUGCUCCUGUCCAACCUCCAGCGCUGUGAUCUCGCCUCCUGCCAGAGCACCCGACCGAUGCUGGAGACCGACGCCGAGGCGGGAGACUCUGCCCAGUGUGUACCCGCUGCGCUGGGUGAGGCCCAUGGACCGCAUGCUGCUCGGCUGUGCAGAGCCAGGGAGGCCGAGGUCCUCCCUGGGCUGAGGGAGCAGGCGGUUCUGGUCAGCAAGGCCAUUGACCUCCUGGUGGCUGAUGCUAACGGUUUCUCUGCUGGCCUCCGUCUGUAUCUGGACAAUGAGUGUGCUGACUUUCGGCUGCGUGAGGCCCCUGACAACAGUGAGGGCCCCAGGGACACCAAGCUCAUCCAUGCCAUCUUGGUGCGACUGAGCAUGCUCCAGCAGGAGCUCAACGUCUUCACGCGGAAGGCAGACAGCGUCCUGGGGAGCGCUGCCAAGGAGCAGCCAGAACCCUUCUCCUCACUGCCCCCCUUGGGCUCCCAGGGGCCCUCCAAGGAGCUUCUUCUAGCCAAAGACCUUGGCUCAGACUUCCAGCCGCCUGACUUCAGAGAUCUGCCGGACUGGGAGCCCAGGAUCCGAGAGGCCUUCCGUGCUGGUGACUUGGACUCCAAGCCCGAUCCCAGCCGGAGCUUCAGACCCUACCGAGCUGAAGACAACGAUUCCUCCUACGCCUCUGAGAUCAAGGAGCUGCAGCUGGUGCUAGCCGAAGCCCAUGACAGCCUCCGGGGCCUGCAAGAACAGCUGUCUCAGGAGCGGCAGCUUCGGAAGGAAGAGGCAGACAACUUCAACCAGAAAAUGGUCCAGCUGAAGGAGGACCAACAGAGGGCGCUCCUGAGGCGGGAGUUUGAACUGCAGAGUCUGAGUCUCCAGCGGAGGCUGGAGCAGAAAUUCUGGAGCCAGGAGAAGAACAUGCUGGUGCAGGAAUCCCAACAGUUCAAGCACAACUUCCUGCUGCUCUUCAUGAAGCUCAGAUGGUUCCUCAAGCGCUGGAGGCAGGGCAAGAUUUUGCCCAGCGAGAGGGAUGACUUCCUAGAGGUAAAUAGCAUGAAGGAGCUGUACCUGCUCAUGGAGGAGGAGGAGUUAAACGCCCAGCAUCCUGAUAACAAGACCUGCGUGGGGGACAGCUGGACCCAAAACACGCCUAACGAGUACAUCAAGACACUGGCUGACAUGAAGGUGACCCUCAAGGAGCUGUGCUGGCUGCUCCGGGAUGAACGCCGUGGUCUGACCGAGCUUCAGCAGCAGUUUGCCAAGGCCAAGGCCACUUGGGAGACAGAGAGGGCAGAGCUUAAGAGCCAUACAGCUCAGAUGGAGCUGAAGGCUGGCAAGGGGGCUGGGGAACGGCCGGGGUCCGACUGGAAGGCAGCCCUGCAGAGGGAGCGUGAGGAGCAGCAGCACCUCUUGGCUGAGUCCUACAGUGCUGUCAUGGAGCUGACGCGGCAGCUGCAGAUCAGUGAGCGCAACUGGAGUCAGGAGAAGCUGCAGCUAGUGGAGCGGCUGCAGGCUGAGAAGCAGCAGGUGGAGCAGCAGGUAAAGGAGCUGCAGAACUGCCUGAGCCAGCUGCAGAAGGCUGCUGACCCCUGGGUCCUGAAGCACUCAGACAUGGAGAAGCAGGACAACAGCUGGAAAGAGACACGCAGUGAGAAGAUCCACGACAAGGAGGCUGCUUCUGAAGCUGAGCUUGGGGGAACCGGCUUAAAAAGGACCAAAUCAGUUUCUUCUAUGUCUGAAUUUGAAAGUUUGCUUGACUGUUCCCCCUACCUUGCCAGUGAAACUACCCGAGGCAAGAAGCUGCCAAACAACCCUGCAUUUGCUUUUGUGGGCACGCAACCUGUGGACCCAGAGAAGGACACCCAGGAACAGCCGGGGCUCUCUGCAGCGGGCUGCCGGGAGCCGGUGGGCAGGCAGAUGCAGCGCAGCUACACGGCUCCAGACAAGACAGGCAUCCGAGUCUAUUAUAGCCCCCCGGUGGCCCGGCGCCUGGGCGUCCCCGUGGUCCACGAUAGGGAGGGAAAGAUCAUCAUCGAGCCCGGUUUCCUUUUCACCACAGCCAAGCCCAAAGAGUCCACGGAGGCCGAUGGGCUGGCUGAGAGUGCCUAUAGCCGGUGGCUCUGCAAUUUCUCACGGCAGCGCCUGGACGGGGGCUCAGGGGGUGGCCCCUCGACAUCUGGGCCUGGCUUCCCCCCAGCCCUACAUGACUUUGAGAUGUCAGGCAAUAUGAGCGACGACAUGAAGGAGAUCACCAACUGUGUGCGCCAGGCCAUGCGCUCCGGCUCACUGGAGAGGAAAGUGAAGAGCACUUCCAGCCAGACGGUGGGCCUGGCCAGUGUGGGCACGCAGACCAUCCGCAUGGUCAGCGUGGGCCUGCAGACUGACCUGCCCCGCAGCAGCCUGCACAGCAAGAGCUGGUCACCCCGCAGCUCCUCACUGGUGUCUGUGCGCAGCAAACAGAUCUCCUCCUCCCUGGACAAGGUACACUCUCGCAUCGAGCGGCCAUGCUGCUCCCCCAAGUACGGCUCGCCCAAGCUCCAGAGGCGGUCUGUGUCCAAGCUGGACAACGCCAAGGACCGCAGCCUGUGGAACCUGCACCAGGGCAAGCAGAAUGGCUCAGCCUGGGCCCGCUCCACCACCACACGGGACAGCCCUGUGUUGAGGAACAUAAAUGACGGUCUCUCCAGCCUCUUCAGUGUGGUGGAGCACUCGGGGAGCACGGAGUCCAUCUGGAAAUUGGGCAUGUCUGAGGCCCGGGCCAAGCCUGAGCCUCCCAAGUAUGGCAUCGUGCAGGAGUUCUUCCGCAAUGUGUGUGGCCGGGCCCCAAGCCCCACCGCGGCAGCUGGAGAGGAGAGCACUAAGAAACCAGAGCCUCUCUCCCCAGCCAGCUACCAUCAGCCAGAGGGCAUGGCCAGGAUCCUGAACAAGAAGGCUGCUAAGCCAGGUAGCAGCGAAGAGGCCAGACUCACAGUGCUUCCCCAGGUGGGGAAGGAUGGUGUCCCCCGAGAUACAGAUGGAGCCACAGUCCUGCCCAAUGAGGAUGCUGUCUGCGACUGCAGCACCCAGUCUCUCGCCUCCUGCUUCGCCCGGCCGGCCCGCUCUGCCAUUCGCCACUCUCCUUCCAAGUGCAGGUUACACCCUUCAGAGUCUGGUUGGGGCGGGGAGGAGAGGGCAGUGCCCCCCAGCGAGUGAGAGGGCAGCUGAGCUCCCCGCCUCAACCAGCCCCGUUCCUGGAUAGCGAAGGGAACCAGCAGAGAGGAGACGGGGUGAGGGGCCUGUACCCUUGGCUUCACCUCAUCCUGGAGGACAGCAGCUGCACCACUGCCACAGAACUGCGUUCCCAUCAAGGUAAAGCAGGGUUUCCUGCUGACCACUGGGUGGUGACCUCCAGCCUCCCCGGGGAAGGCAGCAAGCGGGAGAAAGACCAAAUCUGGGCUUCGGAAGCCUCUACAGAGAGAUCCAUUGAGAGCCGAUCUGUUGGGAGCCAAUCUCUGGUCCUAUAGGAGAGCCUUGCUUGGUUCUACACAUGUCCACUUCUCAGAAAAACCAAGGAAAGGAUACGCUCUGGCUGUGCCCCUCAGGGAAAGGGUUCACAGAGCUGUACCCUGCCAACCACAUCCACCUUUCCUGAGAGGAAACCCCGAUAAGAACAGGCUUUGCUCUAAGGCUCAGCUUGGGGUUUCAGGUGGGGCUGGGCUCGGUGUCAUCCCCCAAUCCUUCUUUCCCACUGUCCUCUCCUCCCAGCCCCACUGCCCUGGUGCUGCGACCCAGGGGGAAUGAUAGGGCAGUAGCCACUACCAAGUGUCUGCUGGAGUCCUGGAUCUCCCUGCCUGUAGCUCGGAUGCAGCAAGGACUGGAAGACGAGAUGGGAAUGUGUAGGGCUCAGGGUUGGGAAGACACUGCAACCGCCUCCUUUGCAAAGGUGACUUGGAGGCCCCAGCCUUUCUAGGAACUCACUGAGGACAGAAAUAAUCAGUCUCAAGAUCUGUGCACAGAUACAUGCCUACAUGCCCACUGCCUUGAUUGCUGGGGCAUCUUUCCCCAGCACCUUGGAAGGGUACCCCCACUGUGUUUACAUUCUACGACUAGUGGAGGACAAAGAUAUUCCUGCUAAGAGACUCCCACUGGCCAGGUUAGGCCAACGAACACUCCAGUGCAUCAGGACAUGGUGGUAGAAUAGAGCCUGGAAACACAUUUCUUGCCUAGGCUGUUCAUUGGAUUUUUUUUU